Molecule: messenger RNA, 1088 nt
Organism: Lampris incognitus (smalleye Pacific opah)
Lineage: Eukaryota; Metazoa; Chordata; Actinopteri; Lampriformes; Lampridae
Product: twist-related protein 2-like
Exons: 2
Coding region: 289-936 (215 amino acids)
Biological process (GO): regulation of transcription by RNA polymerase II; developmental process
Molecular function (GO): protein dimerization activity; RNA polymerase II transcription regulatory region sequence-specific DNA binding; DNA-binding transcription factor activity, RNA polymerase II-specific
Source: RefSeq, a predicted model, not a curated record
CUGAGACGGCUAAACAGCAAGGAUUCACAGAAGAUUGGAAGAUCUGGUACUGCAGAGAACUGCAAGAGCGAGUGAGUGAGUGAGAGAGAGAGAGAGAGAGAGAGAGAGAGAGAGAGACAGGGAGCGCGAGAAGAGAGAGAGAGCGAGAGAGAGAGUGAGUGCUGGGAUACACGUAAAACGUGAAGUGGGACCUUGCACAGAGGUACAGUGCAACCCAAGGAUAUUAUUUUGGAGGAGGGGAGGAUAGCGGGACCUAUAGAGAGUGUUAGAAAGGAAGGGCACCCUACUAUGAGAGAGGAGGAGCAGUCCAUUGAUAACCACUCCGACGGAAGGAUGGCCACCAGUGAGGAGGAGACCGACGGACCACAUUCCAAAGCCUGUCCUGUUGUCAUGGCAACACCAGGGAUGACCGGACGCAAGCGUCAACCUGGCCCGCAGAUGGAGAAUCACAUUACCAGCACCACUGCCACCACCACCACCACCACUACCACAGCGGAGGACAGCAAGGCCAGACUCAGGGAAGACGUUCACCUGCAUGCUCCGACAGGACCCAAGAGAGUCAAGAGCAGCCCCCAGCAUCGCUCGCCCUCCUCCGGCCCCUCCCUCUCGCCUCUGUCUGGUCCCGGGGCCCUGGAGGACCCACACGCUCAGCGUAUGAUCGCAAACGUCCGCGAGCGCCAGCGAACGCAGUCCCUCAACGACGCCUUCGCCUCGCUGCGCAAAAUCAUCCCCACACUUCCCUCAGACAAACUGAGCAAGAUUCAGAUCUUGAAGCUGGCCUCGCGUUACAUUGACUUCCUCGACCAGGUUUUGCAGAGCGACGAGAUGGAUACGAAACUGGCUGGAUGUAACUAUUUGGCCCACGAGAGACUGAGCUACGCGUUCUCGGUCUGGAGGAUGGAAGGAGCCUGGUCCACUAUGUCCGCCGGAAACUAGUCGCAACAGCACAAAAAGGAGCAGGCUUUAAAACUCUGUCGAAAAUAUUAUUUCUAUCGCAUUCCUGCCUCAUUACAUAUUGAUAAAAGACAGUGAAAACAGAAUACAGAGGGGAUGUAAUUUGUGAUGAAGGUCAACAGCUCGAGUUCAAC